CACUGUUGCGUACAAACACUGGACCACUGCACGAUCGUCGAGGAAAAUUCACGCGUCCCUGCACAACCAGGUCAUCGCUCUAUACCCAACCGCUUCCUCGCUAAGAAGGCUGAAUGAUGGCAUCGCCGCGCUCUCUUGCUCGACCUCGCACUUCAAAUAACUCUCGUACUGGGCGUCCAAAUGGCUCAAGAGCAAUCCAAGCGAAUCGGCCGCGUGGUCCAUGUGCUGAGAUUGCCGCCUCAACCCUACAAUGGAGGAUUCCGCGCGACUCGCACCGAGGACCGAUGAUACAACCGCCCAAGUUCCACCGCCUGUUCAUGUUGAAGCUGGACUAGACACGAGACAUGUACCCACCCGGUAUUCCCUCAGGAAUAGUGCGAUACGCUCGAGAGACGCGCUCGCUUCACGAUACCUCAUGCAUCAUGCCGUGCUCAAUCUUCCUAGUCGCUAUCCUUGGUCCACGCACUGCACAUAGAGCCCCCAUUCCGCGACGCUGGUGCUCUCGUUCUCGUCGAUUCCUCGAACCCAACGGGACGUUUUCCUUUGUUCACGUGUUAGCAGCUAUGCGUGCCGUACUCACUCGUCUUCUUGCGAAAUCACAGGGACGAUGUUCUGACACAUCAACAUGGGUCCUUGGGGAGCGUGGCUCUACAUGUAGCAACAGGUAAUGGACAAUCGGCCUAUCUGUUCUUCGUAAACAGAGG
Messenger RNA from Postia placenta MAD-698-R-SB12, 704 nucleotides. RefSeq lists its product as hypothetical. Bases 251 to 475 code for a protein of 74 amino acids. NCBI's taxonomy places the organism in Eukaryota, Fungi, Basidiomycota, Agaricomycetes, Polyporales, Adustoporiaceae. The transcript is spliced from 2 exons. The record is from RefSeq and is a predicted model, not a curated record.